AUGUCUCCUGGACGGCAAAGAUUCUUUGUCGUCCGGCCAAUCCCGUCCAAGGUCAGCGGGGGCUCGGCUGCGGUUAUGAAACGUGAUUGGCCGGACGGCGUAGAAUCUUCGCCGUCCGAGAGACAUCGAACGCGGGGUAAAUAUUCAUUGGGUUUGACCGUGACCACCGUGACUUUAGGGUACUUUUGAGCGUUUAUUUAGCAUGAACUACUUACUUUGAGCAAGACGAUGUCAAGAAUUAUUGUCAAAAACCUUCCAAAGAAGGUUACAGAGGAGACACUGCGAGAAACAUUCAGUGCCAAGGGCUAUGUUACCGAUGUCCAACUCAAGUAUACGCCCGACGGAAAAUUCCGUGGAUUUGCCUUCAUCGGUUUCAAAACAGCUGAGCAAGCUGAUGCUGCUAUAGACUUUUUUAAUGGCACAUUUAUUGGAGCAACCAAAGCCACUGUGGAAAAAUGUGCCUCUCUUGGCUCUACCGACAAGCCUCGUGCCUGGAGUAAGUACGCGUCCGGCAGCUCUGCACAUGCCCGUCUGCAUAGCAAAGAUGGCGCCAAGGAUGCCACAUUCAAAGGGAACAAGAAAAAGUCGCCUGAGGAUAAGAAGGCGAACACCAAGAAUAAAUUUGAGGAGGUGGCGAGCGACCCUGCAUUCCGCGAGUUUCUGGCGGUGCACCAGAGCGGACCGCGCGCCACAUGGACGGACGACGUGGGGCCUGCGGGCGCCACGGAGGACACUCAGCCUCCCGGCGCCGACGCUGGUGACGACAGCGUGGAGGAUGGCGGCGACUCUGCCGACGAGCCGGAACAGCAGGAGGAGGAGAACAAGGGAGAAAUGUCUGAUAUGGAUUUCCUGAGAUCCAAGAUUGUAAAGAAGGCCACCGAAAGUGACGACGACUCGUCAGCUGACAGCGACUCCGGCAUCGAAUCCAAAAAGUCACCCUCCAAGGAUUCCAAACCCAAAUCGGCCGCCGUGCGCAAGUUUGACAUCAAGUUUACCGCCAAGAUCACGGGUCUGGCCGUCAAUGCUAAAAAGAAAGACAUCCGUCAGUUCCUGGCGCCAUUGAAGCCGAAGUCAAUCCGACUGCCGCCGCGGACGAAGGGUAUCGCCUACAUCGGACUCCAAACGGAGAAAGAGCUGAAGCUGGCGCUCAACAAGAGCAGAACGUUCCUCAACGGCCGCCGUCUCGAGGUGAAGAAGCACGAGCAGCGGACGGCGCAGGCCGACCGGGAGGCGCCCUGGCAGGAGCAGCAGCGACAGCUGGCCGACGUCGAGCCGGUGGCCGAGACGGGUCGCAUCUACGUCCGCAACCUGGCCUACACCGUCACCGAGCAGGAGCUCGAGGGGCUGUUCGCGCAUUACGGUCAGCUGACCGAGGUCACCCUACCGGUGGACCGCUACAGCCGGAAGAUCAAGGGCUUUGCGUUCGUGACGUUCGUGUUUCCCGAGAAGGCUCAGAGCGCCAUGGAGGCCCUGGAUGGCAGUGUGUUCCAGGGUCGCAUGCUGCAUCUGCUGCCGGCGAAGCUUAAACACUCGCUGGACCAGGACGGCGACGAGGCCUCCACGGACUUCAAGGCGCGGAAGGAGCGUCAGCUGAAGAAGCAGGCCUCGUCGUCCCACAACUGGAACUCCUUGUUCCUGGGAGCCAACGCGGUGGCCAACCUGAUGGCAGAGAAGUACGGCGUCGCAAAGAGUGAUGUGCUGGACAGCAGAGGUGAGGGUAGCGCCGCCGUCCGACUGGCGCUCGGAGAGACCCAGCUCGUCUCUGAGACGCGCCAGUUCCUCGAGGAGCAGGGAGUGCGCCUGGACGCGUUCAGCGGCCCGGCUGCCGAGCGCAGCAAGACGGUCAUCCUGGCCAAGAACCUGCCGGCGCACACGGACCCUGCGCAGCUGCGAGAGAUGUUCGGACGGCAUGGAGAGCUGGGACGGGUGGUGCUGCCGCCCAGUGGAGUUACAGCGGUGAUCGAGUUUUUCGAGUCGUCCGAGGCGCGUGCCGCGUUCAGCGCCCUGGCGUACACCCGGUUCAAGAACGGCCCCCUGUACCUGGAGUGGGCGCCUGCCGAGGCGCUCGGCGAGCCCAAGGUCAAGGAGCAGGAGCAAGAGGCUGAGGAGGGCGGCGAGAAGGUUAAGACGGCUGAGGAUGAGGAAGACGGCGAGACGGCCGACCUCGGAGAGCCCGAGGAUGGCGCCACGCUGUUCGUAAAGAACAUCAACUUCGACACGACCGAUGACGCUCUCAAAGAGCAUUUCGCCGUGUGCGGCCCACUGCACAGCGCGGUCGUCUCGCGGAAGAAGGACUCGCGCCGCCCCGAGGUGUGGCUCUCGCAGGGUUACGGCUUCGUCUCCUACCUGCACAAGAAGCACGCCAAGCGGGCGCUGAAGGAGCUGCAGCAGGUGUCACUGGACGGACACGCCCUCGAACUGAAGGUCUCCAAUAGGACCACGGCUCCGGACCCGAAAACGCAACGGAAAGCACAAGACGGCGGGAAGCAGAAAUCGUCUAAGAUUCUUGUUCGGAAUAUUCCUUUCCAAGCUAACAAGAAGGAAAUUAUCGAAGUGUUCAAGACAUUCGGUGAGCUGAACGCGGUGCGCCUACCGCAGAAGAUGGCCGGUGUCGGCACCGGGCCCCACCGCGGCUUCGCCUUCGUAGAGUUCGCCAGCCGCCAGGAUGCCAAGAGGGCGUUCAAGGCCCUGUGUGCCUCCACUCAUUUGUACGGCCGUCGCCUGGUGCUCGAGUGGGCCGCGGCGGAUGACGAUGUCGAAACGCUCCGGCUGAAGACGGCCGCGCACUUCUCCGGAGCCGACGCGCCGUCCAAAAAGCGCGUGAAGCUGGACGAAGAGGAGCGGUGAUUGCGGUGAGUGGCUGCAUUUACGACCUUCGUUCUGAGUGACCAGUCUCUCAGUGGGUGCCCUGAUUGAUCUGGCUCAGUGUCUCGAAGAGUGGCUGCUGUAACGGUCUGUUCUGAGUGACCAAUCUCGGUGGUCGCAUUGAGUGAGUGAUCUGGCGCAGUGUUUUCGAUUCACAUUUCGAUCUAAGUGUGCGAGAUAAGUUUGUGUGUUAGUGUGCUUAUGGCGAGUGGUGCACUCAUGCAUUGGCGCCGGAGAGGCCCGACGAUAGACGUCAAAAUGAAACCACUUCAGGACGGCCGCAUUAAUCUGCAACGUCACAAUCAUCGGCCUUCCGCGGCUGCGCUCUGGGGUCUCUACAAAACAUUCUGGAACAGUUGAGCCUCGAUCGCGUAUAGCCACCAGACAGGUGCUUGGAGCCUUACAACAAGAUAGCGUUGUAAGUGUUAUUUUACUGCUCGCAUAUGAGGAGGCGGAUAGGGCGCGUUUGAGUUUAGGUAUCUUGCGGUGGUUGUUCCCUGCACUGGAGCGAGCCUGAGAUAGGACAAGUAUGAGUUGUUGGUGGAUGGACGUCGACCUCAGCUAGAGAAAGGGAAUGAAGGAUGGCUCUCUCCGGUCCCGCUCCCCGUCAAAUGAAACUGGCAUGGCGUAAUAUUUUUUCACCGUUGUCCGUUUCGAUAAGGCGCACUGCCGGGAGCUCGCAGUAAAGGUAUGCGUGGAUGACAGCUGUGCCAUGCAGUUCUGUUUGUGCUUCGGGUUGAGGAGUGUUGUUAGCGGAAUAAACUCGGGUCAUUUUUGGUAUACGCAGAAA
Amphibalanus amphitrite is the source of this 3655-nucleotide messenger RNA. Its product is annotated as probable RNA-binding protein 19. The coding region runs from base 229 to 2847 and encodes 872 amino acids. Gene Ontology annotation, molecular function: RNA binding. The transcript is spliced from 15 exons. Lineage: Eukaryota; Metazoa; Arthropoda; Thecostraca; Balanomorpha; Balanidae. The record is from RefSeq and is a predicted model, not a curated record.